This is a messenger RNA of Elephantulus edwardii (Cape elephant shrew), 3528 nucleotides long. It is a transcript of the gene TTC17, whose product is annotated as tetratricopeptide repeat domain 17. Gene Ontology annotation, biological process: cilium organization; actin filament polymerization. The record is from RefSeq and is a predicted model, not a curated record. Bases 65 to 3490 code for a protein of 1141 amino acids. The transcript is spliced from 24 exons. Gene Ontology annotation, cellular component: cytoplasm; actin cytoskeleton. Lineage: Eukaryota; Metazoa; Chordata; Mammalia; Macroscelidea; Macroscelididae. Gene Ontology annotation, molecular function: protein binding.
AAGAUGGCGGGCGGCUCGGCUCCGCUUCCGCUUCCGGGGCGACCGGCGAGGCCGGGGGGGCAAGAUGGCGGCGGCAGCCGGGGCCCGCGGCCGGUGCGAGCUGUCUCCUUGCUCCGGCCCGGCUUGGUUCCUCAGCCUUUCCGCCUUGCUGAGCGUGGCCGCUCGAGGGGCCUUCGCCACCACGCACUGGGUCGUCACGGAGGACGGGAAGAUCCAGCAGCAGGUGGAUUCACCAAUGAACUUGAAACAUCCCCAUGAUUUAGUCAUUUUAAUGAGACAAGAAACAACAGUUAACUACCUCAAAGAAUUAGAGAAACAGUUAGUUGCUCAAAAAAUUCACAUAGAAGAAAAUGAAGACAGAGAUACAGGACUGGAACAGAGACAUAAUAAAGAGGAUCCAGACUGUAUCAAAGCCAAGGUGCCUUUAGGGGACCUGGAUCUGUAUGAUGGCACAUACAUAACUCUGGAGAGCAAAGAUAUCAGCCCUGAAGAUUAUAUAGACACAGAAUCUCCUGUCCCUCCAGACCCUGAGCAACCUUAUUGCACUAAAAUUCUAGACCUUCCAUAUAGCAUCCAUGCUUUUCAGCACUUAAGAGGUGUACAAGAGAGAGUUAACCUUUCUGCACCUUUACUACCUAAAGAAGAUCCAGUCUUCACAUAUUUAUCUAAACGAUUAGGAAGAAGUAUAGAAGACAUAGGUCACCUCAUCCAUGAAGGCCUGCGGAAGAACUCCUCCUCAUGGGUAUUGUAUAACCUGGCUUCCUUUUACUGGAGAAUAAAGAAUGAGCCAUAUCAGGUAGUGGAAUGUGCCAUGCGAGCGCUCCACUUCUCUUCCAGGCACAAUAAAGACAUUGCCCUGGUCAACCUGGCAAAUGUGCUGCACAGAGCACACUUCUCUGCAGAUGCUGCUGUCGUCGUUCAUGCAGCCCUGGAUGACAGUGACUUCUUCACCAGCUAUUACACGCUGGGGAAUAUAUAUGCUAUGCUCGGAGAAUAUAACCAUUCAGUGCUCUGUUAUGACCAUGCUUUGCAGGCCAAACCUGGGUUUGAACAAGCUAUAAAGAGGAAGCACGCUGUCCUGUGCCAACAAAAACUUGAACAAAAAUUGGAAGCUCAGCAUAGAUCCCUCCAGCGAACAUUGAAUGAGUUGAAAGAAUAUCAAAAACAGCAUGACCACUACCUGAGACAGCAGGAGAUCCUGGAAAAACAUAAGCUGAUUCAAGAGGAACAAAUCUUAAGAAAUAUCAUCCAUGAGACUCAGAUGGCAAAAGAAGCACAAUUAGGAAAUCAUCAGAUAUGCCGCCUGGUCAACCAUCAGCAUAGUUUACAUUGCCAGUGGGACCAGCCUGUGCGCUACCAUCGUGGGGACAUCUUUGAAAAUGUGGACUAUGUUCAGUUUGGUGAAGAUUCUUCAACCUCUAGUAUGAUGUCUGUGAAUUUUGAUGUUCAGAUAAAUCAGACUGAAAUCAGUGAUUCAGUCAAGUCUUCUCCUGUGGCCCAUUCUGUUCUCUGGAUCUGGGGCAGGGACUCUGAUGCAUAUAGGGACAAACAGCAUGUUCUGUGGCCCAAAAGAACAGACUGUGCAGAAAGCUACCCUCGUGUCCCUGUUGAGGGGGAAUUGCCAACUUAUUUUCUGCCUCCGGAAAACAAAGGACUCAGGAUCCACGAGCUCAACAGUGAUGAUUAUUCUUCAGAAGAAGAGGUCCAAACCCCAGACUGUUCCAUAACUGACUUCAGAAAAAGCCAGCCUCUGUCCUACUUAGUCAAAGAAUUAGAGGUCCGCAUGGAUCUGAAAGCCAAAAUACCAGAUGACCAUGCACGAAAAAUUUUGCUUUCCCGUAUUAAUAAUUAUACUGUCCCAGAAGAAGAAAUUGGGUCUUUCCUAUUUCAUGCUAUUAACAAGCCGAAUGCUCCUGUCUGGCUCAUACUCAACGAAGCAGGACUCUACUGGAGAGCAGUAGGAAAUAGCACUUUUGCUAUUGCUUGUCUUCAGAGGGCUUUGAAUUUAACCCCGUUUCAGUACCAAGAUAUUCCUCUUGUCAACUUGGCCAACCUUUUGAUUCACUAUGGCCUUCAUCUUGAUGCCACUACACUGCUGCUACAGGCAUUAGCCAUCAAUAGCUCCGAGCCCCUGACCUUUUUGAGCCUUGGGAAUGCUUACCUUGCUCUGAAGAAUAUCAGUGGGGCACUUGAGGCCUUCAGGCAGGCCCUGAAAUUAACCACCAAGUGCCCAGAUUGUGAGAGCAGCCUGAAGUUGAUCCGCUGUAUGCAGUUUUAUCCUUUUCUCUACAACCUCACCUCAUCCAUUUGCAGUGGUACAGUGGUUGAGGAAGGCAAUGGCUCUGAUGAGAUGGACAAUUCCGAUGAGACAAAGAUGUCUGAAGAGAUCCUGGCUUUGGUGGAUGAAUUUCAACAGGCAUGGCCCCUGGAAGGCUUUGGGGGUGCACUCGACGUGAAAGGGCGGCGUCUGGACUUGCAGGGAAUACGGGUACUGAAGAAAGGUCCCCAGGAUGGGGUGUCCAAGAGCUCUUGCUAUGGAGACUGCCGAAGUGAAGACGAUGAAGCUACAGAAUGGAUCACAUUCCAGGUGAAACGUGUAAAAAAACCCAAAGGAGAUCAUAAGAAAAUUCCAGGGAAAAAGAUAGAAUCAAACCAAGCAGAAAAUACCCCUCGCCACCAGUCAAACCUGGAGAUCACUGGCCCAAAGGUGGCAUCACCCGGACCACAGGGGAAAAAGCGGGAUUACCAGAGUCUGGGGUGGCCCAGCCCCGACGAGUGCCUCAAACUCCGCUGGGUCGAGCUCACUGCCAUCGUGAGCACCUGGCUUGCAGUUUCCUCAAAAAACAUUGACAUCACAGAACACAUAGACUUUGCCACCCCGAUACAGCAGCCAGCGAUGGAGCCUGUCUGCAAUGGCAACCUCCCCACCAGUAUGCACACCCUGGACCAUUUGCAUGGUGUCUCCAACCGAGCCAGCCUGCACUACACGGGGGAGAGUCAGUUAACGGAGGUGUUGCAAAAUCUUGGCAAAGACCAAUAUCCACAACAGUCACUUGAACAAAUUGGGACUCGAAUUGCCAAAGUUUUGGAAAAGAACCAGACAUCCUGGGUGCUUUCCAGCAUGGCCGCCCUCUACUGGCGAGUGAAAGGCCACGGAAAGAAGGCCAUUGACUGCCUCCGCCAGGCCCUCCACUACGCUCCGCACCAGGUGAAGGACGUGCCCCUGGUUAGCCUGGCCAACAUUCUGCACAAUGCCAAGCUCUGGAAUGAUGCCAUCGUAGUAGCCAGCAUGGCCGUGGAGAUCGCACCGCACUUUGCUGUGAACCACUUCACGCUGGGCAAUGUCUACGUAGCAAUGGAGGAGUUUGAAAAAGCACUGGUGUGGUAUGAAUCGACCUUGAAGCUGCAGCCUGAGUUUGUCCCAGCGAAGAACCGAAUCCAGACCAUCCAAUGUCACUUAAUGCUCAAGAAGGGACGACGCUCAACCUAGUUGCACCCCCUUCCCUCCCUCUCUUUUUCUCAUGCUCU